Argentina anserina (silverweed cinquefoil) is the source of this 519-nucleotide messenger RNA. Its product is annotated as senescence-specific cysteine protease SAG12-like. Gene Ontology annotation, molecular function: cysteine-type endopeptidase activity. Bases 1 to 519 code for a protein of 172 amino acids. The transcript is spliced from 2 exons. Gene Ontology annotation, cellular component: lysosome. NCBI's taxonomy places the organism in Eukaryota, Viridiplantae, Streptophyta, Magnoliopsida, Rosales, Rosaceae. The record is from RefSeq and is a predicted model, not a curated record.
AUGGCAAAGCAAGACCGACACUACCCCAACGACGAGGAGAAGGGAAAACGCUUUGCAUUAUUCCAAGCCAACCUGGAAUAUGUUGAGAGCAAGCAACAGAGCAAGGCGUUCCAGUUAAGCUUGAACCAGUUCUCCGAUAUGACGAUUGAGGAGAUGUUCGCACCCCAGACACGAUUCGAAACAAUGCUGACCUCUUCAAUGUCUAACAAUCAAAAAUUGUCCAUCGAGGAUGAUGUGCUCGAGAGCAUCGAUUGGAGGGAACAAGGAGCAGUCACGCCGGUGAAAAAUCAAGGAGCAUGUGGUUGUUGUUGGGCAUUUUCAGCUGUAGCAGCUGUGAACGGUGUUCCAUUUCCUCUAGGGUUAUCACCAUUUGUUGGCUCUUUCUCUUUUUGUUUUAGUAGGGUGGUAUGUCUUUUGAUUCUUAUAUUGCUUAGAUAUACAAGUCGUUCUUAUCCGAAAGAGAUUCUAAGGUUACUUUUAAUGAAGAGAGCAGCAGAGAAAAUGAUUGGUAACAAUUAA